Phyllopteryx taeniolatus (common seadragon) is the source of this 5614-nucleotide messenger RNA. It is a transcript of the gene cadps2, whose product is annotated as Ca++-dependent secretion activator 2. Gene Ontology annotation, biological process: positive regulation of exocytosis; dense core granule exocytosis; synaptic vesicle exocytosis. NCBI's taxonomy places the organism in Eukaryota, Metazoa, Chordata, Actinopteri, Syngnathiformes, Syngnathidae. The transcript is spliced from 28 exons. Bases 401 to 4201 code for a protein of 1266 amino acids. The record is from RefSeq and is a predicted model, not a curated record. Gene Ontology annotation, cellular component: glutamatergic synapse.
UCCGAGCCUCCCUUCUUGUCACCACAAUUCCUUCUUACUUAAAGCUUCAUCUCGUGUGUUUUCGUGGCGGUCGAACGUCUGUUUCCCAGCGCGAGCGCUCAGGCGGUCGGAGUGAUCCCUCGUCGCGUCUCUCGCCCCAUCUUCGUUUGCAGCCGCAGGUUGCUCACCUGUGUGUCGGCGUGCACGCGCCUCCAUUCCGAUAGUGCGCGGCCGCGCGUACCGACCGACCAAACCAACCGACGGAGCCAAGUCGAGGAAAGCCGCUUCCUCCAGGCCGGCUCUCGUCGUGCCCCCGACGGACUACCGCACCGCUUACGCCACGUCGACUCAAGAUAACAACAACAAAACUAUCCGAAGAACAAACAGUCGCUUUCCGCUCGGAGUUGACGACGGGGCGGCCAUGCUGGACCCGUCCUCCAGCGAAGACACCGGCGGGGAGUCCGACACGGAAGUUGCCCGGGAGGCCUCCGGGAAAGCGGACGGCUCCUCGGCGGCCAAGAGCCGAGCGGGCGACCGGCAGCGACAGCAGACACCGCUGCAGAAGGAGCGACCGCCCUGCGCCGCCGCCGACGCCGCCGCCGCCGGCCAAAGUGCUCGCCACCGCCGCGGCGGCUCCGCGGGUGAGGAAGAGGAGAGGCGAGAACGCGAGCGUCUACAGCGGGAGGAAGAGGAACACAAAGUCAAGUUGCAGAUUUACGUCUUCGUCCUGCGGUGCAUCGCUUACCCGUUUAACGCCAAGCAGCCCACCGACAUGGCCCGGCGGCAGCAGAAGGUGAACAAGCAGCAGCUCCAGGUGGUCAAGGAGCGUUUCCUGGCCUUCCUCAACGGGGAAACUCAGAUUAUCGCCGACGAAGCCUUCUGCAACGCCGUCAGGAGCUACUAUGAGGGUUUCCUGAAGAGCGAGCGCGUGUGCCGCAUGGUGCAGAGCGGCAGCUGCUCGGCCGGCGACUUCCGCGAGGUCUUCAAGAAGAACAUCGAGCGUCGCGUGCGCAGCCUCCCCGAAAUCGACGGCUUGAGCAAAGAGACGGUGCUGACCUCCUGGAUCGCCAAGUACGACGCCAUCUACAGGGGCGACGAGGACGUGCGGCGCCAGCCCCAGCGGGCUCACCUCAGCUCCGUGUCCGAGCUGAUCCUCAGCAAGGAGCAACUCUACGAGAUGUUCCAGCACAUCCUCGGCAUCAGGAAGUUUGAGCACCAGCUGCUCUACAACGCCUGCCAGCUGGACAAUGUGGACGAGCAGGCGGCGCAGAUUCGCCGAGAGCUGGACGGACGAUUGCAGCUGGUGGAGCGAAUCGCCAGGGAGAGGAGAUGGCCGAAGUUGGUGUCGCCCGACAUGGACGCCCUCUACGCCGAGGAGCUGCGCUCGUCCAUUAACCUGCUGAUGGCCAACCUGGAGAGCCUCCCCGUGUCCAAAGGCGGACCCGACUUCAAGCAGAAGCUCAAGCGCUCCUCCGUCAACAACUCCUUCCUGGACCUCGGCGACGAAGUCGACGUGUUGUCCAAAUCCGACGUGUUGCUCUCCUUCACGCUGGAGGUGGUGAUCGUGGAGGUCCAGGGGCUGAAGUCGGUGGCUCCCAACAAGAUCGUGUACUGCACCAUGGAAGUGGAAGGAGGCGAGAAACUGCAGACGGACCAGGCGGAGGCCUCCAGACCGCAGUGGGCGACGCAGGGCGACUUCUGCACGACGCAGCCUCUGCCCUCCGUCAAAGUCAAACUUUUCAUGGAGAGCACUGGCGUUCUGGCCCUGGAAGACAAGGAGCUGGGUCGAGUGGUCCUGCGCCCCACCACCAACGGGCCCAAGCAGGGCGAGUUCCACCGCAUGGCGGUCCCCAAGAACAGCCAGGACACGGAGCUGAAGAUCAAACUGGCCGUGCGCAUGGACAAACCGCCCAACAUGAAGCACAGCGGGUAUUUGUACGCGCUGGGACAUCGCGUGUGGAAAUGCUGGAAAAGGAGGUACUUUGUUCUGGUGCAAGUGAGCCAGUACACGUUCGCCAUGUGCAGCUACCGAGAGAAGAAGGCCGAACCUCAGGAGCUGAUGCAGCUGGAAGGCUACACGGUGGACUACUGCCACCCGCAGCCAGGCCUGCAGGGGGGCCGCGUGUUCUUCAACGCGGUGCGCGAGGGCGACCUGGUGGUGUUUGCCUGCGACGACGAGCAAGACCGCCUCCUGUGGGUGCAGGCCGUGUACCGCGCCACCGGGCAGUCCUACAAGCCCGCGCCGCCCCCCCAAAGCAAGAACGCCAACAGCUGCGGGCCCGCCGCCAGACACCAGCCCGCCUCGCCCACCGGUCUGGAUCCGGGCGAGCGGCAGGGCGUGGAGGAGCCGGCGGCGGCGGCCCCGUGUCGUUUCGACCACGCGCGCCUCUUCGCCAUUUUGCAGAAGCAAACGCUGCAGCACCGCAUGAACGACUCCUUCUCCUGCCUGGGUUGGUUCAGUCCGGGUCAGGUGUUCGUUCUGGACGAGUACUGCGCCCGCUACGGCGUUCGCGGCUGCCAGCGUCACCUGAGCUACUUGAAGGACCUGAUGGACUUCUCUGAGGACAACACCAUGGUGGACCCGAAGCUGCUGCACUACAGCUACGCCUUCUGCGCCUCGCACGUACACGGAAACAGACCUGACGGGAUGGGGACGGUGACGCUGGAGGAGAAGGACCAGUUCCAGGCCGUCAGGAGUCGACUCGUGCUGCUGCUGGAGAACCACAUUACGCACUUCAGGUACUGCUUCCCUUUCGGACGACCAGAUGGCGCCCUGAAGGCCACGCUCUCCCUGCAGGAGCGGAUUCUAAUGAAGGACAUAACCACGCCGGUUCCGACGGAGGAGAUGAAGAAGGUGGUGCAGAGGUGUCUGGAAAAAGCAGCGGGGAUCAACUACAGCCAGCUAAUCGAGUACGCUAACAUGAAGGCGGAGCCCGAAGUGGACGCGGAAAAGAGGCUGGAGGACGCCGUGCGGCUGGCCGAGCUCGUCAUUGAAGUCCUGCAGCAGAACGAAGAACAUCACGGAGAGGCGUUUUCGCUGUGGCCCCAGUUGAUGUGCGAGCACGCCGAGAGCUUCCUGUCCCUGUACCGCGUGGACAUGGACUCGUCCCUGCAGGUGCAGCCGGCGGACUCGUGGAGCAGCUUCCCGCUCUUCCAGCUCCUCAACGGAUUCCUCAGCACAGAGCCCCAGCUGCGCAACGGGCCCUUCCACAAGCACCUGCAGGAGCUUUUCGUCCCCCUGGUGGUGCGCUACAUCGACCUGAUGGAGUCGUCCGUGGCGCAGUCGGUCCACCGCGGAUUCCAGCAGGAGACCUGGCAGUCCGUCAAAAACGGCUCGGCCACGUCGGAGGAUCUCUUCUGGAAGCUGAACGCGCUUCAGAUGUUCGUGUCGGACCUCGACUGGCCCGAGGCCGAGUUCGCCGAGCACCUGGAGCGGCGGCUCAAGCUGAUGGCCAGCGACAUGACGGAGGCCUGCGUCAAGAGGACCAAAUGCGCCUUCGACGGCAAAAUGCAGAAAGCCAACAAGUCGACGGACCUCCGCGUGCCGCCGUGCGUGUGUACCAUGUUGAACAUCCUCGCGGACGCCAAGAGGCAGUGCUCCAAACUCUGCGUGCUGGACGGCAGCCAGGAGACGGACAAACAAUGGCAACAUUACCACUCCAAAGUGGACGUGCUCAUCGACGACGCCUUCAAAGACAUGAUUUCUACGCUCGUAUCGAAGUUGCGUGCGGUGUUGGACACGGUUCUGUCCAAGCUGUCGAGAUACGACGAAGGAACGCUCUUCUCUUCCAUCCUCUCCUUCACGGUGAAAGCAGCUGCCAAAUAUGUCGAAGUUCCCAAAUCGGGUGCGGACCUGGCCGACACCUACAUCACGUUCGUGCGUCAGAACCAAGACAUCCUCCGCGAGCGCAUCGACGACGAACUCUACGUCGAGAAAGUCUUUGACCAAUGGUACAGCGUGUCCACGAAGGCGGUGUGCGUGUGGUUGGCGGACCGACUGGACCUCCAGCUGGACCUGUACCAGCUCAAGACCCUCAUCAAGAUCGUCAAGAAGAGCUACCGCGACUUCCGCCUUCAGGGCGUGCUGGACGCCACGCUCAACAACAAAAGCUACGAAACGAUCUACAAGCGUCUGACGGUGGAGGAGGCCACGCUGGCCGUCAAGGCGGGGGGCGGCCUGGACGGCGUCAGCAUGCGGGACAGCGACCAAGACGACGACUGAAUCGUAGUCACCUUAAAACGUCGGGCGUCGCGUCAGCGAAGAAAUCAAAGGCCACGAGCUAAGCUAAUGUAGCAUUUGUGUUGUUCUAGUGCCGCUAAUGUUAGCAAACCAAAUGAGGUGGGUCGGUAUGUACGGUGGCUAUAAAAAGUCGGCACGCCCGUCGUCAAAUGCCAGCUUUUUUCGUGAUGUAAAAAAAAAAAAAUAAAUAAAAAUGAGACUGGUUUUUGUCAAGAAAAGCCUACUAGAUCAUCUAAAGCUAAUUCGGGGUUAAUCAGAGGCGCUGUAAAUGGUGGCAGGUGUGCGCUGACUGCCGUCUAACGUGAAUUUGAAUGUGAACCGGAGAAGGUGUGCGCACUUGUGCGACCGCACGAUCCCACUUGUUUGUUUUCACUCAGACUUUGGAAAAGUUCGAUUUGAGGCUUUUAGUUGAGUUGGAAUGUCACAUUAAAAUGUGGUGGGGGGGGGGGGGGGGGGGGGGGAUGUUGAAAUCACCAAAAAAAAAGCUGACAUUCGACCAGGGCUGCGGAGACUUUUAUACUCGCUUCAGGUCGGUCGUAAAAAAAAAAAAAAAAUGUUAGUCUUGUACUGUAUUUCAAGUUGACACCGUGCUCAAAUUAGCCGCCACGUUUGUCAUCAGCGGUCGACAAAUUAAAUGCCUGCCCUCGCAUACGUUUUUUUAAGAAUACAUUUUCAAAUCUUUUUUUGCCAAUCUGUCCGCAUUCACACUCGAGCCCACGUCAAUUCCGUCGCUAGCCGAAACAGCGGCACCUAAACGGUCUCUCGAACAAAUCGUCCCCUUGAGGAAAUUGACACCUCCCUUUCAAUAGACCCCGCCCCCUUGUGCGGAAAUUCAAGAGUUAACUGCUGACUGAGCCUAUUUGACCUCGGUUUGCUAACCGAAACAGCAGCAAGCGAUGUUUUCCGCGGAACGCCAGAACCUUUUGGUGAACAGCGAGACGAUAAUGACGACGACGAGUCAUUUUCGUGGACACGUUCUUGUAUCGUUUGUAGUCUGCAUAUGAUUCAUAUUUGACAAAUGAAAAGUUCAAGAAUUGCGCGAGCCAAUCACGUGACAGCCCGAAACCGGGCUUCUUUGAAUUGACGUCAUUGGAACGCGAUUGCAACGUUCAAUUUGUAUUUUGUUGGAUUAUUUUCGAGGCAAAUGACGUCACUUUGGCACAUUUGAAUUACGUGCAACCGAUUUGUUUUGGGUCGAACGAACCCAAUUAUUGAUUACGAAAAAUCGCGACCAUUUAUGCUAUUUGUGUUUUUUUUUGCACAUCGUUGAAUGCUUUUUAUUGUCAUUGAAGUUGUUUCAGAACGCGGGAAAAAAAAUGGACGGAUGAUGAUGAUGAUGAUGUAUUCUGCUUCCGAGCGUGUCACGUGUUGUCCAAUAAAAAUGUUUUUCAAGCA